AGCGUUGUUGCGUGUAAGGGGAGCGAUCUCUCCAAAAAAAACUUUGAGAGAGCGGAAGGUUUCAGAGAAGACAGUUUGGGAGAGAUGAGUGAAAUUUCUGGUUGCAGAUCGCCGACUUUGCUUUUAUUAUUAGCUUCAAUUUCUCUCCAAUUCUUUCCAGGCCUUUCUGACGAUUCAUCUAGUUCCAAAGAUGGUAAAAAAUCUGAGAGUCAUUCCACUUCCAGCCACACCGGUUCAACGUUGGUCAUCAUAUUCCUUGGACUUGUAGUAGUUGCGUUGUUCUCCUUUUUCCUUUUCAAGCUAUGGCAAAAGAAGAAACGAGAAGAACAGUAUGCCCGGCUUUUGAAGUUGUUUGAAGAGGAUGAUGAGCUUGAGCUCGAACUCGGUCUUCGGGAUUGAAAUACUUUGUUUAUAUUCAAGAGUUGCGUGGAUUUUGUAUUUGAAAAACUCACUCUCCUAACCAGGAUGGAAGUUGGGUGUCUGGGGUUGAGGUUAGAUAAUUUCUGUCAAUUGUGACAUUUGUGAUCAUAUCUUCAAAUGUAAUCUUAUGCUUUUACUUUUCGUUUUGUUUCUUGAGUAUGAUAUCAUACCAUAUGUGAGGGAUACUAUUUCAUAUGGAGCGCUGAGGUUCACAAAUCAGUGUUUGUAUAAAUGACCUUGAUUUCGAAUUCA
This is a messenger RNA of Pyrus x bretschneideri (Chinese white pear), 672 nucleotides long. RefSeq lists its product as uncharacterized. The record is from RefSeq and is a predicted model, not a curated record. Bases 85 to 399 code for a protein of 104 amino acids. NCBI's taxonomy places the organism in Eukaryota, Viridiplantae, Streptophyta, Magnoliopsida, Rosales, Rosaceae. The transcript is spliced from 3 exons.